Molecule: messenger RNA, 302 nt
Organism: Thamnophis sirtalis
Lineage: Eukaryota; Metazoa; Chordata; Lepidosauria; Squamata; Natricidae
Source: RefSeq, a predicted model, not a curated record
CCUCGCUGAUCUUCAUCGUCUGGACCACGAAGACUUUCCAUCUUGCCACCUGCCAAUCCGACUGGCGGGAGCUCUGGAUCGACGACGCCUUCUGGAGGUUCCUCUUCUCCAUCCUCUUGCUGGUGAUCAUGUUCCUCUGGAGACCCUCGGCCAAUAAUCAAAGAUACGCCUUCAUGCCUCUGGUGGACGAAGGCAGCGAGCAGGAGGAAGAGGAAGAGGAGCAGGUGGUCAACGAAGUCUUCGGGAUGAAGAUGAGGGGUGGGAAACCGGAAGUCAACGGGAUUCUAAAAGGCAACCGAGUG